AUGUCGGGCACACCUAACGUAGCGUUCCAGAACGAAGCCAAAUACCCACAUCAGACGACCGAGUUCAGAGGACCCGGCGAAUCGGUCGAAAACCCAGCAGGCGCUUUCCCCCGAGACACGCGACAGCCUGACCCGGACCCGAUCGAGGCCCACCGCCCCAAGAGCACGAUCUUCAGAGCGAUCGAAAACCCAUACGCCCUCCAAGAAGCACUCACCAAGCUCGAAGCCGGCCUCGACGAGGUCAUCAGCCUCUUCCAGGCCGAGAAGAACACGCUGGCGAAAGAGGGCGACUUCUCAAAGGGCAAACAGGGAAUCGAGCUCUUCGAAUCGUGGAAACAGAAACUGGAGCGUAUCAAGGCGGGUCAGGAAUAA
Messenger RNA from Sporisorium graminicola, 372 nucleotides. RefSeq lists its product as uncharacterized. The record is from RefSeq and is a predicted model, not a curated record. Lineage: Eukaryota; Fungi; Basidiomycota; Ustilaginomycetes; Ustilaginales; Ustilaginaceae. The transcript has 4 exons. Bases 1 to 372 code for a protein of 123 amino acids.